This is a messenger RNA of Carlito syrichta (Philippine tarsier), 3087 nucleotides long. It is a transcript of the gene CARD6, whose product is annotated as caspase recruitment domain family member 6. Gene Ontology annotation, biological process: regulation of apoptotic process. The transcript is spliced from 3 exons. Bases 1 to 3087 code for a protein of 1028 amino acids. The record is from RefSeq and is a predicted model, not a curated record. NCBI's taxonomy places the organism in Eukaryota, Metazoa, Chordata, Mammalia, Primates, Tarsiidae.
AUGGCUGCCCAGAAUGUUUCUUCAGAGAUCAUAGAAAGAGAACAGAAACAGUUGCUUGAAAUCGUCCAACAUGAUCCUGAUUCUAUCUUAGACAAGUUAACCUCUCAGAGGCUGAUUUCUGAGAAGGAGUAUGAGACUUUGGAGACUGUUACAGAUCCCCUGAAGAAAAGUCAGAAGCUUUUCAUUUUGGUAGAAAGUAAAGGAGAGGUGACCUGUCAGCAUUUUCUCAAGUGUUUGUUUAGUACUUUUCCAGAGUCAGCUGCCAUUUGGGGCUUAAGGCACGAAAUUUUAAAACUUGAGAAUGUAGUAUCUCCUCAGUCAAUGGAAGUAAGCGAGAAUUCAGAAGAUAUUUCCUCUUCUGGAAAGAAACAGUCGGAGAAUCCUGAGAUCAAAGAGAAAGAACACUUUGAUAUGGAAACCUCAGUGUUUUUCAGGGACAAGAAAACUAGUUAUAGGGAAACUGCUUUAUCCUCCAGGGAGAAUGAGAAGGAAUAUGACACACCGGAAGUCACAAUACCUUAUUCAGUUGAGAAAGUUGAAUAUGAAGCUCCAGCAACUAUUACAUACUUAAGGGAUGGGCAGAGAUAUGAUGAGCCAGAUGAUUCUUUAUACUUAGGCAAAGAGGAAUGUCUAGAAUCUGUUGAAUAUCCUGAAGAAGCAGAAGCUACUGUGGAAGAGGAGGAUUAUGAUGACCCAGAGCACACUGGAUAUGAUGCCCAAGAGGACUCUGAGUAUUCAGAAACCACGGAGUUCUCUGGUGAAGAAGAGAUUGACGAGGUUUCAGAAACCAUCAUUUCACUGGAGGAAGAACAGGAGAAAAGUAUGGAAGAAAACAAAAAAGUGUUUAAAGACAUCCUGUCAUGUUUGAACAUGGAUAGAAGCAGAAAGGUCCUGCCAGAUUUUGUGAAACAAUUCUCCUUAGAUCGAGGAUGUAAAUGGACACCUGAGAGUCCAGGAGACUUAGCCUGGAAUUUUCUGAUGAAAGUUCAAGCACUGGAUGUGACGGCCAGAGAUUCAGUCCCCAGGCACAGGGUUCUGGAUGAAGACGGCAAAGGGGAAUUGCUGGCUGGAGUGGAGAAUUUAGAAAUUCAAGAUGUACAAACCAUUAAUCCUCUUGAUGUCCUUUGUGCCUCCAUGCUGUGUUCAGAUAGCUCUUUGCAACGUGAAGUCAUGUCAAACAUGUAUCAAUGCCAGUUUGCUCUUCCCCUGCUACUGCCAGAUGCAGAAAACAACAAAAGCAUCUUAAUGCUGGGAGCCAUGAAGGACAUUAUGAAGAAGCAGUCCACACAGUGCUCAGGAGGGCCUAGUGGGGAUGCAGAAACAUUUCUGAUUCUCAUGAAGAUGCCUGUCAUUUCUUUUGUGCGUCUAGGACACUGUAGCUUCUCCAAGUCCAGAAUCCUCAACACACUGCUCAGGUCUACCCAGACAAAAUCACACAGAAUCUUUCUCCAUAAAGAUGUGCCAGUUCUGGUGCCUCCCCGGCAAAUUUCUGAUGGUCUGGUUGAGAUAACGUGGUGUUUUCCUGAUAGCGAUGAUCUAAGGGAAAACCAUAGUUUUUUCCAAAAGCCUGUUGCUGUGGCUAACCUUCGUGGAGAUCUGGAAAGGUUUUGGAUUCAGUUUGGCUUUUUGAUGGAAGUUUCCUCAGCAGUAUUUUUUUUCACUGACUGCCUAGGUGAGAAGGAAUGGGACUUGCUAAUGUUUUUAGGAGAAGCAGCCACUGGAAGAUGCUACUUUGUUGUUAACUCCCAAGCCAGGGAAAGUGAAGAAGCUCAGAUUUUCCAGAGGAUACUGAAUUUGAAGCCAUCACAGCUUUUAUUUUGGGAGGGAGAGGAAGCUGGGGAUGAGAGGAAGAAUAUGGAGGGCCUUCAAGCUGCCCUCCAGGAAGUAAUGCUGUCCUCUUCCCUCAGGUGUGUGUCUGUGGAGGACAUGGCCUCCCUGGCCAGGGAGCUAGGGAUUCAGGUAGACCAAGAUUUUGAGAACCCCCAAGGAAUUCAAGUUUCUUCUAGUGAAAACAUGGCUGGACCAGUUGAAAGUGCAGAGCAAUAUAGUCAGGCAAAAAGCUCACCUGAAAGCCAGGCUCCAAUGCCUAUAAGAGAGCCUGGGGCUAGAUGUAAGGUCAGCCAGAAUCUUCAGAAUUUCCACUACACUCCAGUAUUCAAACCUCUUCCAGAAAUCUCCUGUCCCCUCCCAGCCAGAAGUGGAGGUAAACUUAACCAUGUUUUCUUGAAAUCUUCCUGGUUUAUGGGCUGCCAUUUUGGGUCAGAGCAGAGAUCUCCUAUGACCUUUCAGAAUGCAAGGACCCAGAGUCGAGGUAAAAGUGUUGGUAUUCAAUCUUUCCAACCCCAGAGAUUUUAUACAGGUGAAAGAUUCAUGAAAUCUUCAAGAACUGCUCGGGGACAUCACUCUAAUGGAACAUUUGGGAGACCACCAAGAUCCAUUUCACAACGUGUACAGGCCUGUCCAGAGAGAUCACAAACAAUAGGAACCCUUGAAAGGUCUGGGGCAGUAGUCUCCCAGGUAGUUCCUUCCUAUUCUUUGGAUUCACAGCCAGCAGGAGCAGUACGAAGGCCACAGCCGAGGCAAGCCUGCGUCCAGGGAACACAGCUAACUGAAGGAACUGGAAAAGGUAUGAGAAUGACAUUCCAUACUGAAGAUCCCCACCCUCAAUCCUUUCAGCCAGCAGGAGCCAUAAAAAAACUAGUAAGACCUGCUUCUCAGCAAGAAGCCCAGCUGAAGACACAGGCUUCAAAUCCAGCUUCCCAAACAGCGUCUCAUCCCAUGUCCAAGAGCUCUCAGUUCAAAUCCAAUCAACCUAAGCCAUCCCACGCCAAACACUCCCAGCACAAAUCCUUACAACCUGUUCCCUCUCAAUCGAAGCCUUCUCAGACAAAACCCCCUCAGUCCCAGCCUUCACAAACUAAACCGUCUCAAUCCAAAUCUACUCAGCCCAAGCCAUGCAAGUCCCAGUCUUCCAAAUCUAAGCCUUCUCAGUCCAGACCUAGUCAGCCUAAAUCAUCCCAGACCAAUAAUUCUCAGGCCAAGGCAUACCACUUCAAACCAGGGCCUAAGAGGGGAGGAAAGCGUUAA